CCCACACAGUUACCACGAGAGCGCCGGAGCGAUCUCUCACGUGAUUAGCGCAGGAUUGCUGGCUCCCCACACAGUUACCACGAGAGCGCCGGAGCAGGAUUGCUGGCUCCCCACACAGUUACCACGAGAGCGCCGGAGCGGGAUUGCUGGCUCCCCACACAGUUACCACGAGAGCGCCGGAGCGGCAAUUAUGCCUUUCACUACCAGAAUUACAAAAGCAGUCAAAAUGGCCGAAACUCUCAAAAUGGCCGCCAAUGAAAGGCCUAUACGGGUCUUUUCUCUCUUCAUGUCAGAUUUGCAUAACCAGAUUCAGUGCCGGUUCACUCGUCCAUAAAGGAUUUAUCGCAAAGGAGUGCCUUUACACAGGACCUUGACUAGUGCAUGCAGGUACAGUGAGAUGUUUUCUUCUUUGACGAACAAGGUUCAGCAGCACACCUACAGCUACAGGAUUCCACGAGGCAGCAUGAAUAUCAAAGUUGUAAUCAUCCUGCUAGUGUUACCAUCCAUAUGUCUCGGACAAAAUGCUCCAGACCCACUAUACGGCUAUUUUGCAGAAGUCGCUGGACAAGAUGGUCAAAUAAGUGUAAAUGAAUUGCAGAGGGCUUUGACGGCGUCAGGUAUAAUUGGAUCUUAUCGAGUUUUUAGCAGAGCAACUUGUGCUAUACUGAUUAGCGUUCUGGACCGUGAUUAUUCUGGUAAAAUGGGCUUAAAUGAGUUUCAAGAGAUGUGGACUGCACUCAAUCAGUGGAAAGAAUCGUUCGCGCGCUUUGACAGUGAUCGCAGUGGUGAAAUAGAAGCCCAUGAGUUACAAAGUGCACUCAGUGCAUUCGGAUAUGACUUAUCACCGCAAGCACAGGGCGUAAUAUUCAAACGAUUCUCUGAAGAUGGGAAUAUGCCAUUUGAUGACUAUGUAUUCUGUUUGGUCAAGCUGAGAGCAAUCACAGAUCAUUUCAGAAGACGUGAUGCUAGUCAGAAUGGAUAUGCAACCUUUAAGUAUGAUGACUUCAUCCAAGUCACCAUGAUCUAUUAGCAUGAAGAGUCUUGAUAUGACUGACUGUGAAGCUGUCAUCGCAUCUUAUGCCAAAUUUCAUGACGCUGCUAAGACAACAAAUUUGCUUAGCAUGAAACUGAUUCCUUGAUAAAAACAGGAUUAGGCCUACCAACCAAAUUUCCAUUUGUUUGAAAAUCACGUGAACAUUUUGGUUGAUAUUCUGUUUUUCUCAAGGCAAACAUGUCACGCUAAGCAAAUUUGUGUGCUUAGCAGCUCUAUGAAACUGGGCCCAGGUUUCAGUGAGCAUCUUACAGAGUUACCCUAGGAUUACGUUAUGCUAAAGGGUUGUUGUUUGGGUGGAUGGGUGGAUGGGUGGGGCUGGUUUUGAAAUGUGAAAUCAAGUUCAUUUGUUGUAUACUACGGGGCGGUUGUAAGCACGGUCUGAAUGUGGCUGCUGCUUGAUGUUGUGGCUGCUGCUUGAUGUCACGAAGCAUAUGUCCAUCAUAGCGACACCCCGUAGAGAGCAAGUUCGAGUGGGCACAUUUAGUCGACCCGUGGUCGACUACUGACCAGCAUCGUACGUGCGCCGUGAUGCACUCACUCAAACGACUCAUUUGGAAGUCUAGUCAACCUUCCGCCUUUUCGCUUCAGUGUCACUGGUUCCCCUCUGCGCUUUACACA
This is a messenger RNA of Asterias rubens (European starfish), 1672 nucleotides long. RefSeq names its product sorcin-like. The record is from RefSeq and is a predicted model, not a curated record. Bases 398 to 1030 code for a protein of 210 amino acids. Gene Ontology annotation, molecular function: calcium ion binding. The transcript is spliced from 9 exons. NCBI's taxonomy places the organism in Eukaryota, Metazoa, Echinodermata, Asteroidea, Forcipulatida, Asteriidae.